UUUUUGAUGGGCAGCCAUCGAUCCCACUGCCGACCGCUUUGCAAAUAACUGAAGGCACGUUGCAAGACAACUAGAGAAUGUGGAAGGCGAAGUGGAUGGAUUUCGUCACGGUGACCCAGAUGGAUACCAAACCGAUGGCUUACCAGUUGGCGAUGUUCAGGCACACUAUAGAUGAUAAAGCCAGGAGAGUGCUUGAAACACUGGAGCAGAGCGAGACAAGUCAGGAAGUCGAACUUUCGGUGGUGCUGAGAAGAUUCCGUGCGUAUUGCGAAGGACACGCAAACGGGGCGUAUCAUUUGUAUUUAUUUUUUGGCCGCAAUCGAUCACCAAGUGAAGCGUUCGAGACUUUCAUCACAGAACUGAAGCUGUUGGCGCAGUUAACUGCACCUACUGCAAUUGCAUGAGAGUGUCCUUGAUACGUGAUCGCAUUGUCAUUAGCAUACAGAAUGACGAGCUCACUCAGCGCCUUCUGGGACAAAGGAAUCUAUUGCUGGAACACUAUAUGGACAUCUGCCUGAGUGAAGCAAGGACGGCCGAGCAGUUGGGAGAGAAUGUAAAUGCUGGUCUGUGCGCGGUAUCCUAA
Messenger RNA from Dicrocoelium dendriticum, 583 nucleotides. The record is from the annotation of a GenBank genome assembly. Lineage: Eukaryota; Metazoa; Platyhelminthes; Trematoda; Plagiorchiida; Dicrocoeliidae.